CAAAAGCAUUUGAUCCUUCAACAAGUACACACUGCAAGUUGUUCAUCCUCAACUUAUAUUGAUCUUUUUUUCCUUGAAAGUUUGUCGUUGGCAAUGGUGAAAAGGGAUCAACAAAAGAUAUUACAAGCAGAAGCAUCAAAGCAAAUGACACCGUCAUCAUCAUCAUGCAAGAAGAAGUACAAGGGUGUAAGAAUGAGGAGCUGGGGUUCUUGGGUAUCAGAGAUUAGGGCACCAAAUCAGAAAACAAGGAUUUGGUUAGGGUCUUAUUCUACACCAGAAGCAGCUGCUAGAGCCUAUGAUGCUGCACUGUUAUGCCUCAAAGGUUCUUCUGCAAGUCUCAACUUCCCUAACACAUCCCUUGAUUACAUUCCUGAUGCCAUUAUGUCUCCUAAAUCAAUACAAAGAGUUGCUGCUGCCGCAGCAGCUAAUAGUUUCCCUGACAAUGGCAUUAGCAGUAGCACCACCGCACCAGUAUCUCCUACACCAUCCUCAUUAGUUUCUUCCCCAUCAAUGGCUUCUUCACCGUCUGAUCAAGUUGAUGAUGUAUCACUGAUACAAUCACUUGAGUCUAUUUCCAUGAUGGAACCAUGGUACACCUCCUUUGAUGACCUACAAUCUCCAAAGUACAUUGAUCAAAUGUUCAACUUAGUCCCAUUUGAUCCACCGACAGUGAUGGAUGAUUUUUAUGAGGAAUUAAGUGAUAUUCGUCUAUGGAGUUUUCCCUAAGGCAAAGUCAAGGGAUUUAACCAUUCUUUUUUUCUUUGUCCAUUCCUAUUCAUUGAUGAUCUUCAGUUGUUGCUUGAAGAUGUUACUGACAGUGACAUAUAUUUCAUAUAUAUUUAAUUCAAGUGUGUUUUUUAGUGUAGGGAGAAGAAAUCCCACACGGAGAUGAAAACAUUUUUUUGGAUUCUCCAAUGGGAGGGGGGGUUAUACUUAUACAUUCAAUUUAUGUAUAAAUUAUGCAAAUUAAGUGUGUCAUUUUCAAUGUUAUCAAUAAUCAAUGGAAGAAAUAAGUUUUUUUCUCGUUAAA
Messenger RNA from Gossypium raimondii (Peruvian cotton), 1030 nucleotides. Its product is annotated as ethylene-responsive transcription factor ERF014. The coding region runs from base 94 to 726 and encodes 210 amino acids. The record is from RefSeq and is a predicted model, not a curated record. NCBI's taxonomy places the organism in Eukaryota, Viridiplantae, Streptophyta, Magnoliopsida, Malvales, Malvaceae. The transcript has a single exon. Gene Ontology annotation, biological process: regulation of DNA-templated transcription. Gene Ontology annotation, molecular function: DNA-binding transcription factor activity; DNA binding.